This is a messenger RNA of Tripterygium wilfordii, 1558 nucleotides long. RefSeq names its product probable serine/threonine-protein kinase PBL7. NCBI's taxonomy places the organism in Eukaryota, Viridiplantae, Streptophyta, Magnoliopsida, Celastrales, Celastraceae. The record is from RefSeq and is a predicted model, not a curated record. The coding region runs from base 76 to 1236 and encodes 386 amino acids. The transcript is spliced from 5 exons. Gene Ontology annotation, biological process: protein phosphorylation. Gene Ontology annotation, molecular function: protein kinase activity; ATP binding.
UCUCCCUCUCCCUCUCCCCCCCUCUCUCAUUCUGGAGUGGCACGUGGAGGCAAUUGAGAGAACAACAAUAGGGGAAUGGGUUGCUUUCCUUGUUCUGGACAAUCGAGCAAAAAUCUCAACAAGAAGCUCAACGACGUACCCAAGGAUCGGAUCGCAUCAAUCGCUUCAGACAGAGUGAAGUUAAACUUAGCUGCAGAUGUAAAGAAGGAGGCAUCUUUAAAGGAGGCCUCCAAAGAUGGAGGUUCGGAUCACAUUGCAGCACAUACAUUCAUGUUUCGUGAAUUGGCUGCUGCAACAAAAAAUUUCCUGGCAGAUUGUCUUUUGGGAGAAGGAGGAUUUGGCCAAGUAUAUAAAGGGCGGCUGGAGAGUACUAAUCAGGUUGUAGCCAUCAAGCAACUUGACCGCAACGGGAUCCAAGGGAACAGAGAAUUCCUUGUUGAAGUCUUAAUGUUGAGCCUCCUUCAUCAUCCUAAUCUUGUAAACUUAAUUGGUUACUGUGCUGAUGGGGAUCAGAGAUUAUUGGUCUAUGAGUACAUGCCACUUGGAUCAUUGGAAGACCAUCUGCAUGACCUCCCACCUGAUACAAAACGACUUGACUGGAAUACACGAAUGAAGAUAGCCACAGGUGCUGCAAAGGGAUUGGAGUAUUUGCAUGACAAAGCUAACCCUCCAGUUAUAUAUCGUGAUUUGAAAUGCUCCAAUAUUUUACUUGGUGAAGACUGCCAUCCUAAACUGUCUGAUUUUGGCCUGGCCAAAUUGGGUCCUGUAGGGGAUGAGACCCAUGUAUCCACUAGAGUGAUGGGAACCUAUGGAUAUUGUGCUCCUGAAUAUGCACGGACUGGUCAGCUUACACUAAGAUCAGAUGUUUAUAGCUUUGGGGUUGUCCUACUUGAGAUUAUCACUGGCAGAAGAGCUAUUGAGAAUUCAAGAGGUGCUGGAGAGUACAAUCUGGUUGCGUGGGCACGACCUUUGUUUAAAGAUCGGAGGAAAUUCUCACUGAUGGCUGACCCACUUCUCCAUGGCCAAUAUCCUGUGAGGGGCCUGUACCAAGCUCUUGCCGUUGCCGCAAUGUGUGUUCAAGAAGAGCCUACUAUGAGACCUCUCAUUGCUGAUGUCGUAACUGCUCUUUCUUACCUUGCUUCCCAGAAGUAUAAUCCUGAAACCCAGCCAGUCCAGAACUCUCGCUCAGGCUCUUCCACUCCUAGAUCUCGAAGAGAACAGGUGCGUGGGCGCUAAGCUAGCUGGAGUGCCAUUUUUUUGGUGUCUAAUGCAAAUGGGAUUUCUGUGAUUGCUACGACUACGGAGGUGCCUGUUUAUCAAAUUUUCCAUCCCUCCCGGUAGCAUGAGACUUUUUUGCUUUCUAAGCGAUCUUUUUUUUUCCCUUUCAUUUCUUUUUGGCAUUUAUUUUUCAUUUCACUUCCCCUUUCUCUACCCAUUUUUUGCUUAUGUAAAUUAGAGCUUGGGGCUUUGGUAUUAAUAAUAGUGCAGGGUGGUGUGCACACUUGUAUGUAAAGCUGAAGUAUCAAUUUAUAGUUUUAUACAUUGGUUUACAUGUGUU